Molecule: messenger RNA, 2432 nt
Organism: Brienomyrus brachyistius
Lineage: Eukaryota; Metazoa; Chordata; Actinopteri; Osteoglossiformes; Mormyridae
Product: cell surface glycoprotein 1
Exons: 2
Coding region: 165-2054 (629 amino acids)
Source: RefSeq, a predicted model, not a curated record
ACGCAGUCCCACAUCAUACCUCGGGGAGUGCGAAAAGCAGGGAGAAGCUGUCAGUACCCAACCUGAUCUUAGUUCAGUUUGUGCUCAGCCUUGGAAGGUGGUGGACCAGACCUUCGACUUUCCUUGCCGACUGAAUCCAUCGCAUCAGCAAGCCAGGACACACCAUGGGAGGCAAGAUAAGUAAGAAAAAGAAGGGGUACGAUGUCAGCGACACAAAAGAGAAGCAGGAUGGGGACGCCAACAACAUUGAGACCAAGUCUGCAACCUUACUAUCAGAGCAGAUAGAUGGCACAGUCGAUGCUGGCAAGCAAGCAACAUUGGAUAAUUCUACUGAGCCCACAGGGGAGGCUUCUACAGCGUCUCAAGAGGUUGUGCCAUCCCAGGCUCCAACAACGGAAGGCACCAAAGUAGAAACGGAUGCAACUCAAGAGAAAACAGCAGCAGUGAUGAAGGAAGCAACUCCAUCAGUUCCUGUCGAGACACAAGAGCCAAAAGAACCAUCCAGUGGAUCAGAGCCGCAAGUAAACUUGGAAACCCCUGCAUUAAAAAAGGCAGAUGAGCCAAAAGUAACAGAGGAGGUGGUCACCCCUUCUCCCCAAGCCCCUGAAACUCAAGUCAUUCAGGAGAAUCCUGCUCCCAUCAUAUCACCUUCUGAAGCUGAUGUUGUAGUUGAACCGGUUUCUAUGGAAUUGGACACGAAGCCUCCAGUGACUGCACCUGAGACAAGUACUCAAGUCAAAGAAGCUACUGCUGAAACGACAGUGAUACCCGAACCCACCAUACAAACAGAAGCAGUUAUUCCAGCAGAACAAUGUACUGCAGUGACAAACGAAAUUGCCACAGGAACCAAGCCCACCACAGAGUCAGAGACAGUCCUUCCAGAAGAGGCAAUGGUCACAGAGACGGUGGUGCACUCUCCCAAAACAGAAUCCACCACUAUGGCAGAAACAGUCAUGCCAUCAGAACCAGAUACCGUUAAGUGGGACGUGAGUACAACACAGAAAUCCACCAGCGACUCAGAGACUGUUAUUCCAUUAGAACAAGCUUCUAUUGUGGAAGUCAGUACAGUGCAGAAGUCAACCACUGUGAUAGAGACUAUUACUCCAUCUGAAAACGCUGCAGGAAAAACUGUGGAUGUGACCACAGUACAGGAAUGCACUGUGAUUCCAUUUGAACAAGCUUCUGUUGAAUCUGUGGGUCUUACUACAGUGCAGAAAUCAACUGCCGAGACCGUUUUUCCAUCAGACGCUCUCGAGACUCGACAAGAAUCUGUUAUUUGCGAGACUACAGAAUCUCUUGCAAAGACAGUGGAAGAACAUGUUACAUAUACUGAAAUCCUGGAACCAACACAGGUUCCUCCACCUCUGCCAGAGGAGCUCCCUGAAGUCACAACAACAGAUGAGGAUAAAACUGAAUCCACUGAAACAAAACUAGAGGCGGAGGUCAAAGACAAAUCUGACGACGGUUUUGUAGGUUCAGAGCCUGAAAAUAUUGAGACAGGUCUAAGUUCACAAGUAGAUGUACCAGGCAUUGCUCUAAAUUCAGAAAACACAGAGGCUGCAGUGACAGAGGUUGUUCCAGAGAUAGUUAUUUCUGAGUCAGUUUCUACCAAUGAAUUCCCAAGUGAUGAGGUGAAAGAAAGUGUGACUGAGAAAGAGGUCAUGGAAAGUGCAGCAGAAGGACGUGACCAAGAACCUGUUGUCCCGUCUGUGGUGCCAGAAGUGAACACUCAAGUGGAAGCACCUGAUGAUGUGCCAACAAGUGACUGUGGUACAGCUCUGGUUGAGGAGGUAAAGGUGGAGAACGGAGAGCAUGAGGUUCUCACACCUGAGCUGAAUGGGGAGACUAAAGCUACCGAAUCAGUUGUUGAGACAUCACAAAAUGAGGAAUGCGUCAAUGGAAUCAGCUCAGCCGAUGGAACCCCUAAAGAGGAACAUGUAAAAGACAUCUGUGACCUGAAGAAGGACUUGACUGCUGACACUGAGGUCCCCACAGUCACUGGAGACAUGGCUUCAGCCAUAAACGCAACAACGAAUGAGGUUGACUUAGUCUGAAGAACUGACACAAACGUAAAUGUUGAUGACAUGCAUAUUUCAAGGUGGCACUAGCUGCUUAAUGGAUCAUGGAAAUGCUUGGGUAAAGAAUUUUUGGGCAGCCAAAAAAUUAAACAGAAAUGUUACAGGGUCUGCAGUUUAUGAAUAAAAAGCAGAAUGACUGAUAAGCAAAACAAAACAGCAGAAAAUAACAUUACAUAAUUAGGACAGCAGCCCUUUAAAUAACUAAACGACUAACAAAUGUAAUUGUGCUGCAUCUAGACUUUCACAUAUUCUUACCUUAACUGUUUAAAAUGACAUGCUGUGGAACGACCGGUAAUGGAAUGCUCAUUUUAAUUAAAUCACUUGGUCACUAAUAAAAAAUUUUUACCUGAAAAA